Carya illinoinensis is the source of this 739-nucleotide messenger RNA. RefSeq names its product ethylene-responsive transcription factor ERF039-like. Gene Ontology annotation, biological process: regulation of DNA-templated transcription. The transcript has a single exon. Gene Ontology annotation, molecular function: DNA-binding transcription factor activity; DNA binding. The coding region runs from base 81 to 719 and encodes 212 amino acids. The record is from RefSeq and is a predicted model, not a curated record. NCBI's taxonomy places the organism in Eukaryota, Viridiplantae, Streptophyta, Magnoliopsida, Fagales, Juglandaceae.
ACCCUCCCUCUAAGUCCGUCACUCGCACCCAUUCUCGUUCAUUCGUUCUCUCAAACAGAUGACAUACGCGCACAUUCACGAUGCCAACCAUUGAAGAAGAACCGGAACCUACUCAUCAGUUCAAACCAACCAGCCGCUUCGAUUCCGAUUUGCCCUCCUCACGGGGAUCCAACGACAAGAAGCCAACUCGACAACGCCAAACGGACAUCCCGUUUCGUGGGGUCCGUAAAAGGAGCUGGGGCAGCUACGUCUCGGAGAUACGGUUGCCCGGACAAAAGACUCGUAUCUGGUUAGGGUCAUUCGGGUCACCGGAGAUGGCAGCUCGAGCUCACGACUCGGCCGCCUUCUUCUUGAAAGGAAACUCGGCGUGUCUGAACUUUCCGGACUUGGCAGAAUGGUUGCCUCGGCCCGAGUCGUGUUCGAGAAGAGAUAUACAAUCUGCGGCCGCUAAAGCGGCUCUUUUUAAGGUUGCGGAAGAUCCUUCUAAGAUGGCCCAAGCUGAACCAGAAAUCUCGGGUUCAGAAGACUUUUGGUGCGAGUUUGAUGUUGAUGUUGAUUUUGACUUGGGUAAGACGUCGUUUGUAGAAGUGAAAGAAGCUCCUCUGCUAACUCCACUCGGGUUUGACGACGCAGUAAAAGAGUCGGUACAAGCCAUGGACGAUGAGCUUUUACUGGCAUCCUCUUUCCAAAUGCAUGUUUAUGAAAAUAAAAUAGAAUAAAAAAUAACUGUUUAUAAAUU